AUGUCUCUGACUAUUAUGUUGCUGAAUGGUGCUCACUUACACGGUAGAUGCUGCAGGCACAAAGUUUUGCACCCCUUUCUUGGACCUCUCCUCAGCAAUUCCAUGUCAAAAAUGUAUAGCAGCUACAGGAGGCCAGGCUCACAGCCUGAGAAAAAAACAUGGCAAAACACCGAUUUCAGUUUUAAGAAGAGCGUUGAUGUCUUAAAGACUCAGCUAAGCCUGCUGAAGAAGGAGACCAAAGAUUACUUAGUAGGACCUGGAGGCAUUCCAUUUGACCAGUACCUGUUGGAACAGACAAGGGUGUUGUGGGAGUUUCGGAGCCAAGAAGACUUAGAUAAGUGGGUUAUUUCCUCUGAUGUAGAGAUUGGAGGGAAAAGUGAAGUUUACCUCAAACUGGGUAGGAACAACCAGGCUGCUCUGCUGUAUGGAACCCUCAAUACGGAAGUACCUCGUGAUGGGGAGACCAAAUACAGUGGAUAUUGUAGCAUGAGGGCCAAACCGCCGGUG
Eurypyga helias (sunbittern) is the source of this 507-nucleotide messenger RNA. RefSeq names its product NADH dehydrogenase (ubiquinone) complex I, assembly factor 1 (gene NDUFAF1). Gene Ontology annotation, cellular component: mitochondrion. The annotation marks the transcript as partial. Gene Ontology annotation, biological process: mitochondrial respiratory chain complex I assembly; mitochondrial electron transport, NADH to ubiquinone. The transcript has a single exon. The record is from RefSeq and is a predicted model, not a curated record. Lineage: Eukaryota; Metazoa; Chordata; Aves; Eurypygiformes; Eurypygidae.